Messenger RNA from Sorghum bicolor (sorghum), 765 nucleotides. RefSeq lists its product as uncharacterized. Lineage: Eukaryota; Viridiplantae; Streptophyta; Magnoliopsida; Poales; Poaceae. The transcript has a single exon. The record is from RefSeq and is a predicted model, not a curated record. Bases 1 to 765 code for a protein of 254 amino acids.
AUGGGAUAUAUCAAAGAUAUUCCAGCCCUCAAAGGAGACAACUACACUGGAUGGAAGGAAACGAUUGACCUGGCCUUCAUCUUGGCUGAGGUCGACUGGGUCACCUACACACCAUGUCCCACUGAGCCAGUGGAACCGGUGAGGGGAGCUGAAGAGACUGAUGCUGCAUGGGCAACAAGAGAAGGAAAGUAUGCAAGUGACAAAAUGAUCUUUGAUCUUCAAAAGAGACAGUGGGCCACUGCCAACAAGAAAUGUCUAGCAGUGGUAAAGAACACAAUUGAUCCCUCCAUAGUGGGGUCAAUUGGAGAGUGUGACACUAUUACAGAGUACCUUGAGAAAGUAAAGAGUCAGUUUCAUGGCUCUUCAAAGACAUAUGCUACUCAGCUGAUUAAGCAGCUGAUGACAGAAAGGUACUCUGGGCCUAGCAAUGACAAUGGCAUUAGAGAACACAUAUCAAAGAUGAACCAUCUAAACAACAAGCUUAAGCCAAUGGACUUAGAGCUCAAGGAAGAGUUCCUUGUUUAUGUGGUUUUUGCUUCGUUGCCAAAGGAGUUUGACACCUUUGUUGUCAACUACAACAUCCAGCCCGAGAAAUGGACCCUGGAGCGUUGUAUAGCGAUGUGUGUUCAAGAGGAAGAGAGGAUCAAGGACGCCAAUGGUGGCACCCUCAACUUUGUUAGAGAUAACAAAAGAAAGAAUGUCAAUGCCAAUGCUAGCUCUCCUUCAAAGGCAAAAGGCAAAGCACCCAUGCAUCAGCAGCCCUAG